Coniophora puteana RWD-64-598 SS2 is the source of this 2767-nucleotide messenger RNA. Its product is annotated as O-acetylhomoserine ami. Gene Ontology annotation, molecular function: pyridoxal phosphate binding; transferase activity, transferring alkyl or aryl (other than methyl) groups. The transcript has 12 exons. The record is from RefSeq and is a predicted model, not a curated record. NCBI's taxonomy places the organism in Eukaryota, Fungi, Basidiomycota, Agaricomycetes, Boletales, Coniophoraceae. Gene Ontology annotation, biological process: transsulfuration. Bases 32 to 1333 code for a protein of 433 amino acids.
CCGACACCUCCAUAAAGCUAUUCUCCAACCCAUGUCCGAUUCGUCUACCAGGCCCCUAGAAUUCGAGACCCUCCAGCUCCAUGCGGGGCAGACCCAGGAUCCCACCACCAACGCGCGGGCGGUCCCCAUCUAUGCGUCGACGAGUUUUGUGUUUAACGACUCUGCACACGGCGCCGAUCUCUUUGGUCUUCGUGCGUUUGGCCACAUCUACUCGCGGAUAGGGAACCCGACCUGCGAUGUCCUCGAGAACAGAGUCGCUGCACUUGAGGGCGGCGCUGCUGCCAUUGCGGUGGCAAGUGGCCAGUCUGCACAGUUCUUGGCUCUGUCGACGAUUGCUAGCGCGGGGGAUAACAUUGUGUCGACAUCGUACCUUUACGGUGGUACCUACAACCAGUUCAAAGUAACCAUGAAAAAGUUUGGUAUCACAGUCAAAUUCGUCAACGGCGAUGACCCAGCCCUAUUUGCUGCUGCUAUUGACGAGAAUACCAAAGCCAUCUAUGUCGAGAGCAUUGGCAACCCCAAAUACAACGUCGCGCCUUUGCCCGAGCUCGCCGAAGUAGCUCAUAGCCAUGGCAUCCCCCUCAUUGUCGACAACACCUUCGGCAUGGGUGGCUAUCUCGUCCGUCCCAUCGACCAUGGCGCUGACAUCGUCUUGCACAGCGCAACCAAGUGGAUCGGCGGACACGGCACUACGAUCGGUGGCAUCAUCGUCGACGCGGGCAAGUUCGACUGGAAACGCUCGGGCAAGUUCCCCGGCUUCACGGAGCCCUCCGAGGGCUACCACGGGCUUGUGUUCAGCGACACGUUCGGCGCCGUCGCGUUCGCGGUCAAGCUGCGCGUCGAGCUUCUGCGCGACAUCGGGCCCGCGCUCAACCCGUUCGGCGCGUUCCUGCUCAUCCAGGGUCUCGAGACGCUCAGCCUGCGUGCGCAGAGGCAUUGCGAGAACGCGUUGGCGCUUGCAGAGUGGUUAUCGGCCCACAAACAGGUCGCUUGGGUAUCUUACCUCGGCCUGCCCAACCACGCGUACCACGCGAACGCACAGCGCCUGCUGCGCAAAAACGCACACGGCGGUGUGCUCAGCUUCGGCAUCCACGGCGAUGCCCUUAGGGCGAGCAAGCUCGUAGACAGCCUCAAGCUCGCGAGCAACCUCGCCAACGUCGGCGACGCCAAGACGCUCGUCAUCCACCCGGCAACGACAACGCACCAGCAGCUCUCGGACGAGGAGCAGCUCGCAUCAGGCGUGACGGCCGACUUGAUCCGUGUAUCCGUGGGCAUUGAGCAUAUCAAUGAUAUCAUUGCCGACUUUGAGCAGGCGCUCAAGGUCGUGGAGUGACUUGCAGGGGAAGACAGGAAAAGCAGGAUGUAACAUUGCCAGUUGUAUAGUAGCGAUCUAGUCAAGAUACUGUAUUCUCCAAGUUUCCAGGAAAGCGGGAAUUGCAAGAUUAAGAGCUCCUGGGCACUCGAGAACACGGCCAGGGGGGCCCGCGGCAGCCGGGUGAACUUGAGUGGAAGAGGCAGAUGACUCAAUAGGGAUGAGGUGGCUCGAGAAUUCUAAUGAUGCGGGCUUGAUGCGAUAUAGGUCAAGAAGCAUAAUCAAUCUCCCGGCUCGCAUGACCAUUCAGAGUCGCGCUGGAACCACACUAGUCCUCGUGGAAGAAUGAUAGUGCAGAGCGUAGGACAGUGCUUGUGCCAUAGAGCCGCAAUAUCGGGUUCCUUGUCAUCAUCGAACUCGUUACCGGGCGCCAUGUAUGUGAGAUACUUGAGGGCUUUGAAUUGUGAGAGUGCGGGAGCGCAUUCAACUAGUAGCUCCGUAUUGUAGCUGGACAGCAUGGCAAUAAUAUGUAAGGCCUCCACGCAUGGAAAGUACUUUGCUAGGGUAGAGAGCAGAGUCAUCGGCGGUGGAGCCUCGAAUGACAUUAAGGAUAUUCGCGUGAGCGGCACAGAGCCCUUCGUGAGCGCAUCCAGUGCCUCUUCUGUAUCCUGGCCGAGUAUAGAAACCGAUACAGUGCGAACCGGACGGCCAGAGAUGACUGCACGCAGUGCUUUGGGUGAUGACUGAACGGUGCGAAACACCGUUAAUGCGGGCAGUGCGUCCGACCUGAGCUGGAACGAAGAACCUUCUUCGAUGCGCAGACCACCGAAAGCGAGCUCGGUGAUACCGGGCUGGGAAGAGAGAAAAUACGCAAGGUGCGCGUCACAUUGAAGUGAGGUGGUGAAUGAGCGAAGUUUGAAGGUGCAGCCUGAACAGAGACGCGUUAUGUCGAUGUCUUGCCACUCGUGGGGUGGAAACUCGAGAGUGAGUGCUUUGAGUGCCUUGAGUCGGCGGAGAACGCGGUUGAGUAACGGGAGGACAUUUCCGGUAAGGUGCUCGUAGGCCGUGGAGUCGAACUCGAAUUCGCGGACAAAAGGAGUGUAUGCGUCCUUUCGUGCCAAAGUGCGGAGAAAUGGUAUGGCGCGUGCAGGCGAAAGUCCAACAACAGUGCGGUAAAGCAAGCGAGAGGAAAUGUCUUGAAACCUCCGAUUAACAAGUUGAACUUGUCUAAGCUGUGUACGCGCUAGACAGGUAAAUAUAUUCUCGAGGAUUUCUGUGGGGAGCUUGCUGCGGGUGGAAAGUAUGUGGCCAUUAAUGUUAUGCAUACCCAAGGCCGUCUAUGGAGUAGCCGCGUGGCCGGCUGAUAAUGAUACUAGAUAACACUGCAGGAUGUGACUCUCAUGGGUGAGCUUGGUCAAGAUUUGUUAGCUGAAUGGCGUGCGGAUGGACGCUAAU